CACACGGGCAAGCCGUUACUUUCUUUUUUUCCCCAUUGGAUUUUCUUUCUUUUCCUUUGCCUGGCCAUUAUGGCCUCCCCUUCACUCGAUGUCCUGCUGAAAGGCAACUCCAGUCGGAACGUCCGCGGUCUGCUCCGCAUCAUCAUUCUAUGUACCAUCGCGGCUGCCGCGGUGUCCAGUCGACUUUUCAGUGUUAUUCGGUUUGAAAGUAUCAUUCACGAAUUCGAUCCGUGGUUCAACUUCCGAGCAACAAAGUAUCUGGUUCAACAUGGGUUUUAUAAGUUCUGGGAUUGGUUCGAUGACCGAACAUGGCAUCCCCUUGGACGUGUCACUGGUGGCACCCUCUAUCCUGGUCUGAUGGUGACCAGUGGCGUCAUCUAUCAUGUCCUGCGCUUCUUGACCAUCCCCGUUGAUAUUCGGAAUAUCUGUGUCCUUCUGGCACCAGGUUUCUCUGGCUUGACGGCUUUGGCCAUGUACCUCCUGACCAACGAGAUGUCGAGUUCGCCCUCUGCUGGCCUUCUGGCUGCAGUCUUCAUGGGCAUUACCCCUGGGUACAUCUCGAGAUCGGUUGCUGGCAGUUACGACAACGAGGCCAUUGCUAUCUUCCUUCUUGUUUUCACCUUCUACCUUUGGAUCAAGGCUGUGAAGAAUGGCUCUAUCAUGUGGGGCACAUUGGCUGCUCUGUUCUAUGGUUAUAUGGUCUCGGCCUGGGGUGGAUACGUGUUCAUCACUAACCUGAUUCCUCUCCAUGUCUUUGUGCUUCUUUGCAUGGGCAGAUAUACCUCCCGUGUUUACAUCAGCUACACCACCUGGUAUGCUCUGGGUACGCUUGCGAGUAUGCAGAUUCCCUUCGUCGGAUUCUUGCCCAUUCGUAAUAGCGACCAUAUGUCUGCUCUGGGUGUCUUCGGGCUUCUCCAGCUCGUGGCUUUCGCUGACUUCGUCCGUGGCUUUGUACCGGGCAAGCAGUUCCAAAAGCUUCUCACUGCCAUGAUUCUGAUCGUUUUCGGAUUUGCCUUGCUGGGACUCGUCCUUCUGACAGUGUCCGGGGUCAUUGCCCCAUGGAGUGGUCGUUUCUACUCGCUCUGGGAUACUGGAUACGCUAAGGUCCACAUUCCCAUCAUCGCCUCCGUCUCGGAACAUCAGCCCACAGCCUGGCCCGCGUUCUUCUUCGACCUCAACUUCUUGAUCUGGCUGUUCCCCGCCGGUGUCUAUCUCUGCUUCCGUCAACUGAAGGAUGAGCAUGUCUUCGUCGUCAUCUACGCUGUACUCUCCAGCUACUUUGCUGGUGUCAUGGUCCGAUUAAUGCUGACGCUGACUCCCGUUGUCUGCGUUGCUGCGGCCCUCGCUGUUUCUCACAUCCUUGAUACCUACCUGGUUGCAUCGAAGCCCAGCGAGGCGUCUGAAACGAAACCCACAGCUGAUAAUAACCAGAGCGGUCUCCGUUCCACGCGGAACCCGGUCGUUGGAGUAUACUCCUACCUGUCCAAGUUCUUCAUUUCGGCUAUGAUGAUCGUUUAUCUUCUUCUCUUCGUUUCCCACUGUACCUGGGUUACCUCAAACGCCUACUCCUCUCCCUCCGUGGUCUUGGCCAGCCGCAUGCCGGAUGGCAGCCAGCACAUCAUCGAUGACUACCGUGAGGCAUACUAUUGGCUUCGUCAGAACACCCCCGCGAACGCCAAGAUUAUGUCCUGGUGGGACUAUGGAUACCAGAUCGGUGGUAUGGCCGACCGUCCCACGCUGGUUGACAACAACACCUGGAACAACACCCACAUUGCGACUGUCGGCAAGGCGAUGAGCUCCCGGGAGGAGGUCAGCUACCCCAUCCUCCGCCAGCACGAUGUCGACUAUGUGCUUGUGGUGUUCGGUGGUCUUCUCGGCUACUCCGGCGACGACAUCAACAAAUUUUUGUGGAUGGUCCGUAUUGCUGAAGGUAUCUGGCCCGAUGAGGUUAAGGAGCGGGACUACUUCACUGCCCGCGGGGAGUAUCGUGUCGAUGACGAGGCGACUCCCACCAUGCGCAACAGCUUAAUGUACAAGAUGUCGUACUACAACUUCAACUCCCUCUUUGGAGGCGGCCAAGCUGUCGACCGAGUCCGAGGCGCCAGACUGCCCGCAGAAGGCCCCCAGUUGACCACUGUCGAGGAGGCCUUCACCAGCGAGAACUGGAUCAUCCGGAUUUACAAGGUCAAGGACCUUGACAACUUUGGCCGCGAUCACAGUAGCGCGGUCGCUUUCGACAAGGGCCACAAGAAGAAGCGUGCGACAAAGAAGAAAGGGCCCCGAGUUCUGAGAACCGAGUAGAGGCCUGAAGUUCUUUGAUUUUCUUUUGACUCCCAUCCGCCGUGUUUCUUAUCGAUCCCACAUUGCAGGAUCCUCCGGUGUCAACUCUGUAUUUUUUAAUUCUGUCGUCUCAUGUGCCUCCUUGUUUUUGUUCUUCUUUUGUAUACAUGUGUAGAACGUGAUAAAAUGGACUGAGAGUUUGCACCAUGGAGCCAGUUUCAUCUCAGUUAGGAGUCCUAGGUUCAUAGAAGGACCAGGUAGGAAGUGGCGAAUGAUCCAAUUCAAGUAGUAUACAUCGAAGUAGGCUAUUUACACAGCUGAAACGACUUCUUCAGAAGAAGGCCCCCCCCAUCAUCCCCAUCUGCUUGGCUCCCGCCGUCCAAUCCUCAAUAUCUGAAUUGCUCUUUUCAAACUGAUCUUCAAAGUUUAGUAAUUCCGACUGGCAAUUCUCGUCUCGACAUGCCCAUGAUAUAUCUCCAAGCUAAUUAACAAAUCCAAGAACAAUGACGCGAUCC
Molecule: messenger RNA, 2795 nt
Organism: Penicilliopsis zonata CBS 506.65
Lineage: Eukaryota; Fungi; Ascomycota; Eurotiomycetes; Eurotiales; Aspergillaceae
Exons: 6
Coding region: 70-2301 (743 amino acids)
Biological process (GO): post-translational protein modification
Cellular component (GO): membrane
Molecular function (GO): dolichyl-diphosphooligosaccharide-protein glycotransferase activity
Source: RefSeq, a predicted model, not a curated record